Messenger RNA from Poecilia latipinna (sailfin molly), 3341 nucleotides. It is a transcript of the gene lhx9, whose product is annotated as LIM homeobox 9. The transcript is spliced from 6 exons. Lineage: Eukaryota; Metazoa; Chordata; Actinopteri; Cyprinodontiformes; Poeciliidae. The coding region runs from base 171 to 1172 and encodes 333 amino acids. Gene Ontology annotation, molecular function: DNA-binding transcription factor activity, RNA polymerase II-specific; RNA polymerase II transcription regulatory region sequence-specific DNA binding. Gene Ontology annotation, biological process: regulation of transcription by RNA polymerase II; neuron differentiation. The record is from RefSeq and is a predicted model, not a curated record. Gene Ontology annotation, cellular component: nucleus.
CGUCUCCUCCGCCUGUCUGUCUCCUCUGCUCUGCGCGCACAGUCCGCAGCUCCUCCGCCUGCGCGCCGCACAGGGGGAUCUCACAGCCUCAGAGCCCAGUCGGAUGCGCUGAGAAAAACAAAAAAAGAGAGAAAGAAAGGAAAACGGGGCGCAGCGCAGAGGCACGGUAUAUGGAAGUUGUGAGCUGCAAAACAGAGGCGAGCAGUUGCACGUUGUGUCCAGGACCGGGAGCCAUGCUUUUCCACGGGAUCUCCGGGGAUCACAUCCAAGGGAUCAUGGAGGAGAUGGAGAGAAGGACGAAGACGGAGUCGCGCCUGGCGAAGGGCAUGCAGCUCAACGGCAGGGAGUCGACCAUGACCUCCAUGAGCCCGGAGAAGCCUGCCCUGUGCGCCGGCUGCGGUGGGAAGAUCUCGGACAGAUACUACCUCCUGGCCGUGGACAAACAGUGGCAUCUGCGCUGCCUCAAAUGCUGUGAAUGUAAGCUGGCGCUGGAAUCGGAGCUGACGUGCUUUGCCAAGGAUGGGAGUAUUUAUUGCAAGGAGGAUUACUACAGAAGGUUCUCCGUGCAGAGGUGCGCGCGCUGCCACCUCGGGAUAUCCGCCUCGGAGAUGGUGAUGCGAGCGCGCGACUCCGUGUACCACCUGAGCUGCUUCACGUGCACCACGUGCAACAAAACCCUGACCACGGGCGACCACUUCGGCAUGAAGGACAGCCUGGUGUACUGCAGGCUCCACUUCGAGACGCUGGUGCAGGGCCCGGACUACCAUCCGCAGCUCAACUUCGCCGAGCUGGCGGCCAAAGGCGGCGGCCUCGCGCUGCCCUACUUCAACGGCACGGGGACGGCGCAGAAAGGGAGGCCGCGCAAGAGGAAGAGCCCGGCCAUGGGGAUAGACAUACCCAGCUACAACACAGGCUGCAACGAGAACGACACCGACCACUUGGACCGAGACCAGCAGGCCUACGCUCCGACGCAGAAGACCAAGCGCAUGCGGACCUCCUUUAAGCACCAUCAGCUCCGGACAAUGAAAUCCUACUUUGCCAUCAACCACAACCCGGACGCCAAGGACUUAAAGCAGCUGGCUCAGAAAACAGGCCUCACUAAGAGAGUUCUGCAGGGAGAACAAAUCUUGGGGCAUUACAGCCAUACAUCCCGACGUUUGAAAAUUCCCUAAAGUAUUAAGAGAAGGGGAAAACUUUGAUGGGAAUUCCUCACCAUUGAAGACAAAGACAAUUUUAGGAUAAGAUGAUAGCAAAUCGAGAACAAAUAAAACAACCAACAUUAAAAAAAAAAAAAAAAUUGUGCCAGAUGCAAAUGUGAAACAGAUUUUUUUUUUUUUUUGUCUUUUAAAGAGUAAAAUGUUUGAAUGCAUCAGCAGAAGAGACCAGUGGUGUAUGAUAUUUAUGCUAUCAGUGUGUAAAAGUGAAGAUCUCUGUUUUGGAGUAGAAAAUUGUAAAAUUUUUCAUGUGAUAUAGUUUAAAAAAUUACUCACAUAAAGAAAGGAUGUGAUUGAAGGACACCUAAAACAAUGAGACAAUAUGGAUGUUAUUGGUAUGAACACACACACACACACACACACACACACACACACACACACACACACACCACACACACACACAGACACAUGCUGCUGCCCUCCUCCUACCCCCCAUCCAAGAUCCAGCUUGCUAAAUAGAAGUUUUCUUUUGUCACAAGUGUCAUUUCGUAAAACACAUGGCCUCCUCGAGACUCGGCAGCAGGAUGCCCAUCAAAUAUGAUGAGUGUAUGAAGAGGACUGCAGAGCUGGAGCUUUGCCAUCUGGCUGUGCUGAGGGAAGGAAGUAUAAAAAGAGAGAGAGAGAGAGAGAAAGAGAGAGAGAAACAAAGUGGAUAAAGAAGAGAUCCUCAUUCUUGCAUGCACCUCAUCAUCUUGUUAACAUUUUCCUCGAGGUUGUGUAUAAUUUCCUUUGAUCCGCUGUAUGAUUUAUUGUUUGCUGCAAAAAUGAAGCACAUGAAUUAUAUACCUCCUGAGCAGGCAGCAGAUAGGCACUGUUGCUUCAAGCUUAUUUGUUCUUGACAUUCAGCUUAUAACUGUAAAGGGUGAAAAAUGCAUUCCUGGUUUCUCUUAGCUCAUAACUGUGGUUAUUUGUGGAAGCAGUAUUUCUCUCGUGAGUCUCAGAACGUUGCUGAAUAUUUUUGGUUCUCACACUUGAGGUUCUUCAUCAGUUACAUUUCUUCUCAGCAUCCCUUUUUUUUUUUUUUUUUGCUUAAAGCUGUUUGAAAUGUGAGUCAUGCAAUUGCAGAAAUAAUUGUUUUUGUAAUAAAGGUGAAAAAGCACUUUGUUUUCAGCAUGAUAUGUGAUGUACGGUGAAUGGACAGCUGCUUCUGAAUAAAUUAGAAUAUCAUUUCAAAAAUCGCUUUUUAUUUCAGUAAUUUAACUGGAAAAGGUGAAACUUAUAUCGAGGUUCACAGGUUCAUACUGUGGUUAUAUACUCUGAGAUGCUUCUGUUUAUUUUGAUGAUUAUGGCUUACAACAACAACAACAACAACAACAAAAAUUUAGUUUCUUAUUCUUCCAUUAUUUUUCUAUGCUAUAGCAAAGUUAUGUGAAAAACUUUAAUGCUCAGGUGUCCAGCAGUCAUCUGCGAAGAGAGUAAGUCAGAAAAAUAUCUUUGAUGAAGAAGCUGGGAGUUCACAGACUGCUGUGUGUAUGGAAAAUUAAGUGGAAGGAAAAAGUGCAACGCUCAUUUAAUGGUUCUACGUAGAUUAACAAGGCAGCUGGAGUCACUGAUUCAGCAGGACUUGGACAUCAUUAGUGCAAAGCCAUUGCUGAACCUGAAGCGUUUAGCAGAACUGGACUGGACUCACUGGUCCAAAGUCCUAUUUCAACGUUUCAUCUUAAAAUCAUGGUUCCAAAGUCUGGAGGAAUAGUGGAGAGGUAAUCCAAGUUGAAGUUCCUACAGACGUUGCAGACCAGCUCCACCACCUGCAUGCUGCACCACGUUGAUACAGUAAUUCAUGCAAAAGGAGCGAUCAAGGACUGAGUGUAGAUUCUCUGCUGUGGAGAUUUCUCUACUAAAAAUAAUUUUUUAUUGCUGUUAUGUAGUCUUUUAAUUUUCUGCAAAACAAAAUUUAAUUUUGGCUUUUCAUUGGCUAUAAACCAUAGUCAUCAAAUAAAACAGAAAUAUUUACGUGAUGUAAAUUAGUCUGAGUGUUAAACUGCGGUUUUAUCGGUGAAACUGAGCAGAAUUUCUGAUUUACAAAACUGUAUCUGAAUCUGCAAAGCGGGAGGUUUGGGGUUUGCGCUGUGUGGCACAAAUGCUGGGUUUGCAUUUCAAAUAAAGACAGAGCCAGAAAAAAAAAAA